Coccomyxa subellipsoidea C-169 is the source of this 2206-nucleotide messenger RNA. RefSeq names its product eukaryotic initiation factor. Gene Ontology annotation, cellular component: eukaryotic translation initiation factor 3 complex. Gene Ontology annotation, biological process: translational initiation. Bases 65 to 2206 code for a protein of 713 amino acids. The record is from RefSeq and is a predicted model, not a curated record. The transcript has 13 exons. NCBI's taxonomy places the organism in Eukaryota, Viridiplantae, Chlorophyta, Trebouxiophyceae, Coccomyxaceae. Gene Ontology annotation, molecular function: translation initiation factor activity; RNA binding; translation initiation factor binding.
UGUGCAAGCAAUGUCCUAUAAGUUGAGAGUGGGAUAAGAGGAACUUCCUUAUCUAGUGGCGGACAUGGCGACCACCAUGCUGCUCAGACCAGAUGAAGAGAGGAUGUUUGAAGGCCAGCCAAAGGGGUUCCCGUUCGAGGGCUUUCACAUGGAAGAUGUGAUGCUGCCCGAAGACGAUGACAUGGAUAUCCCCAGCGAUGAGGACGAUGAGGAUGAGGAAGAAAUCCAGACAGAGACUGGUUUUGGAAGCGUAGUCGUGGUGGACAACUUGCCACAAGUGCCUCCUGAGAAGUAUGAGAAGCUGUCUGGCGUGGUGAAGAAAGUCAUCAGCCAAGCAAAGGUCGUCAUACGGGAAGGGGGAUUUUUCAUGCCAGUGGAUGAGGAGACAAAGUUGAGCAAGGGAUUUGCCUUUGUGGAGUUCAACUCACCAGAGGAGGCACUUGCUGUGAGGCAAGUUGUGAAUGGUUUCAAGCUGGACAAGAGCCACACCUUUGCAGUGAACUUGUUCGACGAGAUAGACAAAUACAUGCGGAUACCAGACGUGUACGAGUCGCCUGAGGACAAGAAGUUUGAGCCAACAGAGAAUCUUUGGACGUGGAUGAUGGACAAGCGGGGUCGCGACCAGUUUGUGGUGCGCUACGGCGACGAGACAGAGGUGCACUGGAACGAUGCGCAGCGGGCUCAGGCAGAGGAGGUGUACAAGCGCUCCUUCUGGACGGAGUCCUUUGUGGUGUGGUCACCCCACGGCUCCUACCUGGCCACCGUGCAUCGCCAGGGUGUCGCCAUCUGGGGCGGGCCCUCCUUCCAGCGGCUGCACCGCUUCUCACAUCCAAAUGUGAGAUUAGUGGAGUUUAGCCCAGACGAGAAGUGCAUCAUCAGCUACAGCAGCAGGGAGCCCAGCAAUCCCAAUGAGAAGGCAGGCCUGCUGCUCAAUGUGUAUGACUGCGCCACCGGCCAGAGGCUGCGCUCGUUCGAGGGCAGCAUUGACGACUAUGCCGUCGGCUCGGCAGCCACCAGCGACGGCUCCCUCAAGUGGCCCAUCUUCAAGUGGGCCGCCAACACGUUCAUAGCGCGGCUGGGCAAGGGGUCGAUCAGCGUGUACGAGCUGCCGGACAUGGUGCUGCUAGACAAGAAGAGCCUGAAGCUGGAGGGCGUGCAGGACUUUGCCUGGUCCCCCAGCCAGCCCAUCCUCUGCGCCUACCAGACCGAGCAGGCUGGCGGCAACCUCCCCGCACGCAUCUCCCUCAUCUCCUUCCCCGAGAAGCGCGAGCUCCGCCAGAAGAACCUCUUCUCCGUGUCAGAUGUGCGCCUGUUCUGGCACCCUCAGGGCGACUACCUGGCCGUGCAAGUGGACCGCUUCACAAAGACCCGCAAGUCGACCUUCACCGCCUUUGAGCUCUUCUCCGUCAAGGAGCGCGACAUCCCCAUGGAGGUGCUGGAGCUGCCCAAUAGGAACGACAAGAUCGUGGACUUCCAGUGGGAGCCGCGGGGCAGCCGCUUUGCGGUGCUGCAUGGGGAGGGUCCGCGGCCCAACCUGUCGCUGUACGCGAUGCGCGACAUGAAGACGAGCGCGCGCGGCGUGCAGCACAUCACCACCCAGGCCGGCAAGCAGGCCAACUGCAUCCACUGGUCGCCCCAGGGGAAGUUCCUGGUGCUGGGCGGGCUGAAGGCGAUGAAUGGGCAGCUGGAGUUCUUCAGCGCGGACGAUGGAGAGGUGAUGAACGCGGCGGAGCACUUCAUGUGCACCAACAUUGAGUGGGACCCCACGGGGCGCUACGUUGCCACCUCCGUCACCCACAUCCACCAGAUGGAGAAUGGCUUUAACAUCUGGCUCUUCAACGGCACCCUCCUCUACCGGGUGCAGAGGGAUCAGUUCUUCCAGUUCAGCUGGCGGCCGCGCGCGCCAACGCUGCUGAGCAAGGAGCAGGAGGCCGACGUCGUCAAGCGCCUCAAGGAGUUCUCCAAGCGCUACGACGAGGAAGACUCCAAGAUCCUGGAAGAGACGGAUGUGGCGAUUGUGGCGGAGCGGCAGAGGAUGAUGGAGGAAUGGAAGGAGUGGUAUGACACCAAGAGGGAGUGGCUGGAGUGGCACACGCAGGGCCUCAACCAGCUGCUGGGCGACCGGCUCACUGAGGGCGAUUUCACUGUCGAGGAGGUGGAGACAGAACUCACCAUUGGCACAGCUGAGGAAAUCGUCAAGGCAUGA